This is a messenger RNA of Brassica rapa (field mustard), 2109 nucleotides long. RefSeq names its product 14 kDa proline-rich protein DC2.15. The record is from RefSeq and is a predicted model, not a curated record. NCBI's taxonomy places the organism in Eukaryota, Viridiplantae, Streptophyta, Magnoliopsida, Brassicales, Brassicaceae.
GCAUUUUUGCUAUAUUUUAUGCAUAUUGUUUUAAAUAUUUAAACAUGUGUUAUUUUAUGUAUUUUUAUAUAAAUAUAAAGACAACUCACAUAUUUAGUAAUAUUUAAUAACAUUUAAUAACAUUUUGGCGAGAUAGCUAUUUUCUGGUUGGUUCCCGUUCAGUAACCAAGAUCAAAAAUAUUUCUAUUAACUUGUUAUAAAAAAAAAUAUCUGGAAAAAGUGGCAGGCCAUACCAAGAAUAAUUUAUAUGCUUGAUGUAUAAUUCCAUUAACACUUUCUUUCAGUUUCAUUGCUGUUUUGAUUAAAUUAUAAAACAUGUAUAUAUUUGAUAAUACAAACAAUAUCUUCUGUUUUGAGUGAGGCAAUAAUAUAAUGGUUAUUGCAUGUUACAUGUAACAUGUAACCAACCACUUACAAUCCUUGACAGUUUGCAAAAUCAAUCAGAUCAUAAUAAAUUCUAGUUUAGUAAUAGUUUUAUCAAAAUAAUGAUUCUGUCGUUUUCUUCCCUCUUUGUAGUAAAAACUAAAUUAGCCAGUCUCAACCAAAUUCGCCUAUUAAAACCCUAGCACUUUCUCCAUAUUCUUCACACAAAACAUCACAAGCUUUGUAAAGAGAGAGAGUGUUUAGUUUUUCUUAUAACUUAUAUAUUACAAAACCCUUAGAACCCCCACUCAUAUACUCAUCAAUGGCUUAUUCUAAGAUUGCUCUCCUCCUCAUUUUGAAUGUUAUUUUCUUCACCUUGGUCAGCUCGAAUCCAGUCCCUUACCGCAAACCCACUUGUAAAAAUGCUCUUAAAUUCAAGGUGUGUGCCAAUGUGUUGGAUUUGGUUAACGUUUCUCUACCAACAAGAUCCAAAUGUUGCGGACUUAUCAAAGGUCUAGUUGAUCUCGAAGCCGCAGUUUGUCUCUGCACCGCCUUAAAAGCUGAUCUCCUUGGCCUCAAACUAAAUGUUCCCAUUUCAUUGAGUGUUAUCUUAAACCACUGUGGUAAGAAGGUUCCAUCUGGUUUCAAAUGUGCCUAGUGGUUGCGCAGUUUUAAACUGAGACUCUAAACCUUUACUUCAAAAGUUCAUUUCUUGUUUUGAGAUUUCUAUUUGUUUCUACCAGUAUCCAUUGUUGUACUUUUUACACUUUUAAUCAAUAAAAUAAGAAGUUUUGGUUCAAAAAAAUUAAAAUCAAAUGUUUCUUAUUCUUUUUAAUAAUCAUCUGCUCUUAGUUUUCAGUGUUACGUGUUAUUACAGUACCGUACCAUGAACCUUUUAAACUUAACAACGAACUUGAAAUAGAUGCAACCGUUUGAAUAUUUUCCUUAUUAGUUUCUUAUUAGAGCGUACUUAAUCAUGCAUGCAAUAAUGGUAUAUAUACUCUGGCACUUGUCGCCACAUACUGAGCAAUUGAAAAAUUAAUAUUAAGAGGAGCAUGAUUGAAUGAGACCCAACCAGCAAAUAAUUAAAUCACCAACACAAGUACAAUGGUUAAAGCAAAAAGGUAUUAUUAGUUGUCCCAUUUACAAAAUUUAAAUAAAGUUACUAGAAAGACUAAUGCCCUAAAUUAAAAAAAAAAGUAUUGAACAUAAAUGAAUAGCCGAAUGUCCAUCCCGAGCUAAAGAAGAAAACAUUAUUACGAGUAAAAAUCAAUAAAAAUAAUUUUAGAAUAAUCUCCGACGAUUUAGUAAUUCAGAAAUUAAAGCAAAAAAUUUUUAGAUAGGAAUAAAUGGAAUGAUUAGCAAACUAAAACAAAUUGAUAAAUUAUUUAAAUAUUUGAUGUACAUUAAACCAUAUUUUAAAAAGAAAAUCUGGGCAAAUUUGAAACUUACGGGCUAAAGAUAAACAAGAUGGAGACACAAAAUAGUUGUAAGUUAAUCAAAAUAAGUUAGUCGCAUUCACGAGAAAACUUAAAACUGACGUAGAAUAAUUUUUGGUAAACUAUAAAAUAAAUCCAAAAAGUAACUAGACCAACGAGAUUGAAUAACAAUUAAUUUUUUUUGUUCAAGUUUUAAUGAUCAAUAGAACAAAUAUCAGUUUAGUUACUGCAGCAGCACAAAAUAACUAAAUAUAAAUUAUAGAUAUACAAAAAUACAAUAAAAUAAAGUGAAGAAUUUAAAUUAAAA